AUGGGAAAAUACGUGGUGAAUGAGCCGGACAUGUUCCCCAAACAGACCAUAAAGGUGCCAUUCCGCGAAAUGUAGGUGAAUUUUUUAGUGUUCGCACAGUGCGAGAAUAUUUUUUUGAGUCGAAAAAAAUUUUGCACAGUGCAAUUUUUCCUUUUUUGCUUAAUUUGAUGCACUGUGCGGAAAUUUAAACUUUUGCACCGUGCAAAAAGUGCGAUAUUUUCUUGCACGGUGCAAAAAACAUUAUCGUAUUUUUGCACCGUGCAAGAAAAUAUCGCACAAAAUAUUGCAGUCGCGUUUUGUUUUUGCAGUGCAAAAUUAAAAAAAAAAAAAUUUUUUGCACCGUGCGAAAUGUACGAUAUUUUUUUGCACCGUGCGAAAAGUGCGACAUUUUUUGCACCGUGCAGAAUGUGCGAUAUUUUCUUGCACCGUGCGAAAAGUGCGAUAAAUUUUUUUGCCCUGUGCAAAAUUUAAAACCAUUUUUUUUGCACCGUGCAGAACGUGCGAUAUCUUUUUGCACCGUGCCAAAAGCGCGAUAUUUGUUUUUGCACCGUGCGAGAAGUGCGACAUUUUUCCGCAAGGUGCAAAAAAACAUUUCAGUCGCGUUUUGUUUUUGCACUGUGCAAGAAAAGCGAUAAUUGUUUUUGCACCGUGCGAAAUGUGCGAUAUUCUUUUGCACUGUGCGAAAAGCGCGAUAAAUUUUUUGCACUGUGCAAAAAGUGCGAUAUCUUUUUGCACCGUGCAGAAAGUACGACAUCUUUUGCACCGUGCAAAAAACGCAAUACAUUUUUCCGCACAGUGCAAAAAAAAAACAUUUCAGUAGCCUUUUGUCAUCGCACUGUGCGAAUUUUUUCUUUUUCUUUUUUCGCACCGUGCAAAAAAAGAAAAAAAUAUUUCGUCGUAAACAACGUGCUAAUACAAAUUUUUGCUCGAAUUCUCUCAAAAUCACCAUAAAAAUUUCAAUUUCAGCACCAUGCGGUAUACGCAUGCGAUUGUGGCUCGGAUUCCGCAGCAGCUAAAAUUCGAAAACAAAAAAGCUGCCGGUAAAGUUGACCUGGAGAAGGCUCGGAAACAGAUCGAAGACUUGAAUGAAACACUACGAGAGGUGAGUUAUCUCCCAUAUUUUUUAUGAAUUUAGAUUUUUUUUCCUACUCGCAGAGUAGAUAAGAUCGCUUGGAAAUCGGCCAAAAAGUCUUAUCAGCAGUGACGAAGAAAAUAAAAAAAAUGCUGACAUCAUAACAGCUAUGUCAGCAUUUUUAUUUUUUCUGUCCACGGUAAUUUGGGUAACAUUUUGCACAGUGCAAAAACAUAGGCUAGUUUGCACUAUGAAACUGCACAGUGCAAAAUUAUAGUCGAAAAAAGCUUACAUUUUUGCACAGUGCGAAUUUUUUUUUGAAAAUUUCUUCCUCGGUCUAAAGACUCAAAAAAAUCCCAUUUCAGUAUUCUUGAUAACAUUUUGCAUACUGCCAAAACGUAAGCUUUUUUCCACUAAAAAAUUGCACAGUGCAAAAACAUAGGCUAAUUCGCACUAUGAAACUGCACAGUGCAAAAACGUAGGCUAAUUUGCACUAUGAAACUGCACAGUGCGAAAUUAUAGUUGAAAAAGCCUACAUUUUCGCACAGUGCAAAAAAUUUUUUUUUUGAAAAUUUCUUCCUUGGUCUAAAAGUGCAAAAAAAAUCCCAUUUCAGUAUUUUAGAUAACAUUUUGCACAGUGCAAAAACCUAGGCUUAUUUCCAUUACGAGACUGCACAGUGCAAAAUCAUAGGCUUUUUUCAACUGCGAGAUUGCACUGUGUGAAAACGUAGGCUAAUUUGCACUACGAAACUGCACAGUGCAAAAUUAUAGUUGAAAAAACCCUACAUUUUCGCACAGUGCGAAAAUUUUUUUUCUCAAAAUUUCAUCAGUCUAAAAAUCCAAAAUAUCCCAUUUCCAGGCCGGAAUCGAAGUGCUCGAGCUAGAGCCCGAAGAAAACACGCCCCUGCACAACCUGUACCUCGACGACACCGCCGUAAUUAUCAAUGGAAUCGCGUUGAUUUGUCGCCCGAAAAAGAAGCACUCGCGUACGGCGGAAGUGCAGUCCUAUCUGCGCGACAUUGUCUGGCAAAUCGUGGAGACGCCCGAGAAAGAGGGGAAACAAGAGGUUUUCCUCGAGGGAUCGGACGUGGUGUUUACGGGCAAGGAGAUUUUCGUCGGUAUCCGAAAACACGGGACGAAUAUGGAGGGCGGCGUGGUGGUGGCGAGAACCUGGCCCGAUUUGCCGGUGAUUCCGAUCCAGUUGGCCAAGGACAGCCCGCCGUUGAAGCAUUUCGUGGCGGUCGCCGCAAGUGGGGUGUUAUCCAUGGGCAAGUCGAAAGAAGCGACUGCCGUGAGACAGGUAGGUAAAAACGACUUGUAAACCUAAUGUUUUGUGAACGUAUAGGGCCUAUAGAUUCUAGAAAAAUUACAGUGAUCACCAACCACACUUGUUUUAAUAAGUUAUAGGGAUUUGAAAAAUUUUCGGACUUCUCGGCCUAAAUCAAGGUAAAAACCGAAAUUUUAAAGAUCUUACAUCGCCAUUUAGUAUCUCAAACAACUCUAACCACCAUCAGAAAUAAAUGUAACGUCUUUUUGAAAAAAUAUUUUAUUGCCCUGAGGGCAAAUUUGCCUUUAAACUGCCAAAAUUUGGCUAAGAAUUUAAUUUUUCUCUUUCGGCCCGAUUUCCACGAAAAAACCUUUUUUUCUGUACUCCAGAAUUGACAGUAAUACAUUUUAUAGGCCUUAGAACAAGUAUAACACAACUUUUUCCCAUUGUAUUACCUAUAACCACCCCAAUUUUCGAGUGUACGGUCAUCGUCUCCACUAAAAAUUUCGACUUUCAGCGAAUCGAACGAGAAUCCACAUUCCGCUACAAAGUGUUGAGUAUAGAUGCCGACGAACAUAUCAAUUGUAUCAACGCCAAUCAUCACCUCAUUUUUCGCAACGAAAAUGCUGACAAUUCGGUGAGUUUUGGUUUUGGUGGUACCUCAUGGAUAAUAUAGGCCAAAAAUAUGGAUUUUUUUGUCUGAAAAGUAGCUAAACAGCCUCUAGAACGGAUAAAAACAAAAAAGCUGUUGCACAGUGCAACAACGUAGGUUUUUUUCAACUACCAAAUUGCACAGUGCAGAAUCGUAGGCUUUUUUCAACUACGAAAUUGCACUGUGCAAAAACGUAGGCUAAUUUACACUACGAAAUUGCACAGUGCAAAAUUAUAGUUGAAAAAAGCCUACGUUUUUGCACUGUGCGAAAAUGUAGGCUUUUUUCAAUCAAUUUCGCGAUUUUUUAAAAACGCAGGGCUGCAAGAUAUAUCAAUAUUUUUGGCUAUUUCAACGGUUAUUUUUAUCUGAACCACUAAAGUUUUAUCGAAAAAAAUUUGGCCAAGAAUUUAUUUUUUCUUUAGGGACCAUUUUCCACUAAAAAAUCGCUUUUACGAAACUGCACCGUGCAAAAACCUAGGCUGUUUUCAACUAUAAAAUUGCACAGUGCAAAAACGUAGGCUUUUUUUUCAACUAUAAAACUGCACAGUGCAAAAACGCAGGCUUUUUUCAACCAUAAAAUUGCACAGUGCAAUUCUUUCUGAACCACCAAAGUUUAAACUCGAAAUUUUCAGAAAUACCGUCUUCUACAGGCGCCAACCGAGCUGUGGGGGCUUGCCGUGGACGAGCUAGUCAAGCUGGGCGCGCCCUUCUCCAGAUUCUGCCUGUUGGCGCGACGGAUAUCGUCGUUGAAGCAGAUCGACUAA
Molecule: messenger RNA, 3755 nt
Organism: Bursaphelenchus xylophilus (pine wood nematode)
Lineage: Eukaryota; Metazoa; Nematoda; Chromadorea; Rhabditida; Aphelenchoididae
Source: the annotation of a GenBank genome assembly